AAUCGAAUAUUUAUUUCUUCCUCUUCAGGUAUUUUAACAUAGCAACAAAAGUUACGAUAAAAAGAAUAGGGUGCAAGAUCCUCGGAGUCACAUGCAUGAGAAUAUUUACAGUACGUAUUUACAGCGCGCACAGCAUCCUUCGCCCCUCUCUCCUUUCUCACUACAUAUUAUUACGUACUACACGUUCGAACUUGAAAUCUCAAAUGUCAGUCGUGUGCGUACUUCGAACGAGUGAGGGUUGUGUGGUGUCUCCGAGGACCUCGGAAGCUAUUUAGAACGAACAAACGAAGAUAAACAGAUAAUCUCUUGAAAGAUGCUUCCAUCAUCGAGAAGUACGUGGAAAUCAGCAUACUAUUACAAUGCCGAUAAUAGUUACGCUUUUUAUCGUACCACCGAUAUUAAUUUGGAAGAUGCGAAUAAAUCGGUUAAACCAGCGAGAACAUUAAAGUUUGUACCACGAAGCAGCAGUACUCGAAACUAUUCUCCUCAGAGGAAACAUAUUCCUCGAACGAUUCGUUUGACAGAAUAUCAGGAAGCUGUACUUGAGGAUCAAUUUAAAAGAUGGCCAAGGGCACCUCAUACAGGUGAUAUUGUCCUGUUGGCAGCGGAGACAGGCUUAUCCGAAGAUGACGUCCAGGAUUGGUACGCUAUAAGAUUGGCUCAAUGGAGAAAGGAACAAGGUCUUGGUGGAAAUCUAGGAUUGCACUGAUGCGUGUUUUUGAACAUGUC
Messenger RNA from Vespula pensylvanica (western yellowjacket), 729 nucleotides. RefSeq lists its product as uncharacterized. Gene Ontology annotation, biological process: regulation of transcription by RNA polymerase II; cell differentiation. Lineage: Eukaryota; Metazoa; Arthropoda; Insecta; Hymenoptera; Vespidae. The transcript has 4 exons. The record is from RefSeq and is a predicted model, not a curated record. Gene Ontology annotation, cellular component: nucleus. Gene Ontology annotation, molecular function: DNA binding. Bases 314 to 709 code for a protein of 131 amino acids.